This is a messenger RNA of Cokeromyces recurvatus, 1293 nucleotides long. RefSeq lists its product as uncharacterized. Lineage: Eukaryota; Fungi; Mucoromycota; Mucoromycetes; Mucorales; Mucoraceae. Gene Ontology annotation, cellular component: cytoplasmic stress granule. The transcript has a single exon. Gene Ontology annotation, molecular function: mRNA binding. Gene Ontology annotation, biological process: mRNA splicing, via spliceosome. The record is from RefSeq and is a predicted model, not a curated record. Bases 1 to 1293 code for a protein of 430 amino acids.
AUGUCAGCUGAUACAAGUAGAACAAUUUAUUUAGGCAAUGUUUCUAAUGAUAUGGAUCCACAUGAUAUCCUUAAACAAGUUCAUACAGGUAAUAUCGAGUCUUUUCGUAUUGUGUCUGAUAAAAAUUGUGCCUUUUUAUCUUUUGUGGAUCCAGCUGCGGCUCAAGUAUUUUAUCAAGAACAUCUUACAAAGAAACUUAUUGUUAACAAUACGGAGCUUAGGAUUGGUUGGGGUAAAGCAAGCAACUUAUCUACACAACUUAAAUUACAGCUUCAAGGAGGCGCAACUCGUAAUGUUUAUUUAGGAGGUUUAAAUGAAAAUGAUAAUGAAGACACUAUUCGUGCAAAAUUAUCUUGUUUUGGUCCUAUUGAACAAGUUCGAGUUAUUCGUGACAAAAAUAUUGGCUUCGUUCAUUUCUUAAAUAUUAGCUCUGCUAUCAAAUGUGUAGCUCAUUUACCAAGUGACCCUGAUUGGAAAAAUAAGAAAGUUAAUUAUGGUAAAGAUCACUGCGCAGAUCUUGCUGAUCAAUAUGGAGCAGCAGCUCUUAGUCUUCAAAACCCUUAUGCUGCAGUUGCUGCUGCUAAUGGAUUUGGAUUUGAUCCUUAUGGUUAUGGAAUACAAGCUGCUAAUCCAAAUUCAAAUCUUCAGCGUACCUUAUAUUUUGGUAAUAUUCAUCCUGAAGCAACUUGUGAGGAUAUUUGUAAUGUUAUACGUGGUGGCAAUAUACUUCAAAUUCGUUAUCUUCCUGAUAGACAUAUUGCAUUUGUUACCUUUACCGAUCCCAACAUUGCUUUGAAUGUAUUUAAUCAUACUUCUACAGCUGGUCUUAAUAUUAGAGGAAGAAAAAUUCGAGUUGGUUGGGGAAAACCAUCAACAAUCUCUAAUCAAGUAGCUAUGGCUAUUCAAAGUGGUGCUACUCGUAAUAUUUAUAUUGGAGGUAUUGAUGAAAAGAUUACAAUUGAAAAAUUACGUGAAGAUUUUGCAGAAUAUGGUGAAAUUGAAAUGGUGAAUAUUUUUAAAGAAAAAAAUUGCGCUUUUGUUAAUUUUACAAGUAUUACAAGUGCACUUACGGCACUUAAUUCCAUUAAAUCGAAACCAGAUUAUACUGAGUUGAAGAUAAACUUUGGCAAAGAUCGAUGUGGUAAUCCCUGGAGGCCCACUAACAAGACUAGGGAAAAUAAUAUUAAAAAAGAUGAAAAUGAAACUUCUUAUUCAGAAGAAAACAAUGUUAAAUCAAAAAAGACAGAACAAAACAAUAACGAGAAUUGCCCAAAUGGUAAUAAGAAUGAGUAA